AUGAUUGGUACCUUUGCCAUCUGACGAUAAAGUUGUUGAGGGAAUGUUUUCCCGUGUGGACAAUGCAGCUGUUCCCGUAUUUAACAGUCGUAGCUCCGGAUGCUACGAAGGGUACCCCGGUUUUCCAGCUAUCCGCCUGGGAUGACUCCGAUCACUCUGCCGAUGGAAUGGAAUACUUUCUAACGGAAGGGGGAGAGGAGAGGUUUGAAGUUGACAGAAGCUCCGGCAUCAUCAGGACCACUGGCUUGCCGCUGGUGAGGAACAACGAGUAUGUGUUGACGGUGCUGGCCGUCGAUAAGUGCGGAAACAAAGGAAAACCCGCCUCCGUUUUCAUCCUGGUGGGCUCCAGGCCCCCGCAGUUCACCAACGUCUCCUACAGCCUGUUUGUUUCUGAAAACACCCCAGCGGGACUGCCAAUUACAGUUGUGGAAGCCAUUUCAUUCCAGAGACGAUCUCUCUCCUACUCGCUGUUGAUAAAUCCCAGCAACAUCUUCACGAUAAACCAACACAAUGGCGAGCUGAGUCUGAUACACAGCAUUGAUUAUGAAAGUGAGCAUCACCUGUACCAUCUACUGGUGCGGGCACUGGAAGCCUCUACUGGUCUCACCAGCGUCACUGAGGUUGUAAUUCACAUCGAUGAUGAGAACGACUGUACUCCAGAAUUCCUGCAUCCCAUCUACAGCUGCAACAACAUUCCUGAAAACAUUCCCAUUGGCACCUCCCUGUUGCAAGUGCUGGCCCAGGACUGCGACGCGGGGCCCAACGCGGAGAUUUCCUACUUCACCCAGGCCGCCGAGUUUGCCGUUACCCCUCAGGGCCUGGUCGUGGUCAAGCAAUGGCUGGACUAUGAGAAAACCAACCACAUGUACGAGUUUGUGGUGGCCGCGGUGGACAGAGGUCAACCCCCUCGGACCGGGACGACGUCCGUGCGGAUACGGAUCUCCAACGUCAACGACCAGAGCCCCGCCUUCUCACAGAACGUAUAUAAGACGUUUCUAUCGGAAGAUGCUGGGCCUAAUAGCCUAGUCGCCACAGUGCAUGCGAAGGAUGCUGAUGGUGACAAUGUUAUCUAUACAAUCACUGGAGGAAACGAAGAGAAAAACUUUGUACUUGACAACCAAAAAGGAAUAAUUAAACUACGGGGGAGCCCGCCGCCGAGACUCCAGGGGCCGCAGUACGUGCUGAACAUCACGGCGACGGACGACAACGCCUCGGGAGGGCCCAGCUCCCUCAGCAGCAGCGCCCGGGUCAUCGUGGGCAUCAACGACGUCAACAACAACAAGCCCCUGUUCACAGAGUGUUUAAAGUACAGUGAAGAUGCUUGUGUCUUGGAGAACCAGCCCGCUGGAACCUUCGUACUUCAAGUCAAGGCUCAUGACGCUGAUCUUGGAGUGAAUGGACAGGUGAAAUAUGGACUUAUGAUUCGAGAAGGAAUUACUCCAGGUUUCCGAGUUAAUCCUGACACUGGAUCCAUUACCACAACCCAGAGCUUUGACAGGGAGCGCCAGCGAGAGUACACCUUGUCAGUAACUGCAACAGACCAGGCCCAGGAGCCACUCAUCGGCAUUUGCCAGCUGACCGUACUCAUAGCCGAUGAAAAUGACAAUGACCCAAAGUUUGAGAAUAGCCGCUACCAAUACUACCUGCGGGAGGACACGCCGGUCGGCAACAGCUUCCUGCGGGCAGCGGCCCAUGACGAUGACCACGGGAGCAAUGCCGUCAUCACCUACUCCAUAUCACGGCAACAACCAGAGUACUUCCAGAUCAGCUCCAGCACCGGCUGGAUCUACGUCAACCACCCCAUCUCCCAGGUAUCACGCAUCAGUCGUCAAAUUAUAGCAACAGACGGAGGUAAUCGAAGCAGCAUUGUGGAACUGAUGGUUAUUAUCACCAAUAUACACAACCAGCCGCCGCAGUGGGAGCAAGACCAAUAUCGGAUAACAAUCCCAGAGAACACCACACGAGACUUGAGGAUUGUGACCGUCAAGGCGACAUCUCCGCUCGACGAUCCCAGAGUUACGUACAAUCUGGAAGAGGGGCAAGUUCCCGAAACAAAUAUGCCGGUCCGAUUCUACCUGAAAACCAACCGAGAAAACGGAUCUGCCUCCAUUUUGGUAGCAGAACCAUUGGACUUCGAAGGGACCAAGUUUUAUACACUUCGUGUCAGGGCUCAGAAUGUGGCUGCUGUCCCGUUGGCUUCAUUCACCACCAUCCACAUCAAUGUGACAGAUGUGAAUGACAACGUCCCCUUCUUCACCUCAUCUACCUAUGAGGCCACGGUGCCGGAAGGGGCGGCAGUGGGCAUGUCGGUCGUGCAGGUCUCAGCGACCGAUCUGGAUUCUGGCCGAAAUGGAAAGGUGAAUUACGCGAUCGUGAAGGACAUCAGUGGCGAUUACCACUACUUCAGCAUCGACUUUGAAACGGGGGUGAUCUUCACACAGAUGUCCUUUGACAGGGAGGUGAAAGGGUCCUACCUAAUAGAGGUCCAGUCUCAGGACAACUCUGAGUCUGCAAGGCCGGGCAAGCAAGGACAGCCCAAUACAGACAUGGCCUAUGUGCGGAUCUUUGUCAGUGAUGUGAACGACAAUGCACCAGCCUUCCCACAGCAGACCUACACUAUAAGUGUGGACGAGGACAAAGACAUUGGCUUUGUGGUUAUCACGGUGUCUGCUAAUGAUGGAGAUGAAGGUGCAAAUGCCAAACUGAGGUAUCAGAUUGCAUCGGGGAAUGUGAAAGGGAUGUUCGAUGUGGAGCCAGAGGUGGGGACAAUCUUUAUAGCUCAGCGGCUAAACUAUGAAGAAGACCAACGUUAUGAACUGCGGCUUGUGGCAUCCGAUGGAAAAUGGGAAAACCAGACUCUGGUGACGGUCAACGUCAUCAACCAGAAUGAUGAGGCACCGGUCUUCACUCAGAAUGAGUAUCACAGCAGCAUCCUAGAAGAGCUACAGGACUUGCCAGUGUUCGUACUGCAGGUUUCAGCGACGGACCCGGACCAAGAGGCGGAUCAGAGCGCAUUGCGAUACUCUCUGCACGGACAAGGGGCGAACAGCGAGUUUGCCAUCGACGAGCUCACGGGCAAGAUCUACACGAGGAAGAGUCUGGACCGUGAAGAGCGAUCCGUAUGGCGCUUCUUGGUCCUCGCCACCGACGAAAGCGGCGACGGCCUCACGGGUUUCUCCGACGCCAUCGUCGAGGUGCGUGAUGUGAACGACAACAGGCCCUCCUUCCUGUGUGCGGUGGAAGGCUGCUUUGUGGGACACGUUCCGGAAAAUUCCCCGGCGGGCACUUCCGUCAUGGAGAUGGCGGCGACGGAUCGGGAUGACCCCAAGGCCGGGCGGAACGCCGUCCUGACGUACAGAAUAAUCCAGAACGUUCGCAACAGAAUCAAUCUCAACUUGUUUUCCAUCAACGCAUUGACCGGCACGGUCUACACCGUGUUGGGCUCUCUGGACAGAGAGAAAGAAGAUACGUACCUGGUGGUGGUGGAAGCUCAAGAUGGAGGCGGGUUGGCGGGAACGGGGACGGCCACCAUUUUGGUCACCGACGUGAACGAUCACGCCCCGGUUUUUACCCGAGACGUCUUCGCGGCAAAGAUCUCGGAAAACACCCGGAUGAACACCGACGUCCUUGUUCUCUCGGCGACCGACCAGGACGAGGGGGACAAUGCCCUGGUGACCUUCAGCAUCGUGGGUGGCGACGACGAUCACAAAUUUCUCAUCGAAACCGACCAACUCGGCAAGCGAGGCGUCAUCAAACUGAGGAAAAGGCUCAACUACGAGAAAUCUAACGAGAGGAGGUUCAACCUAACUGUCAGAGUGGAAGAUCUGGACUUCUUCAGCACGGCCACUUGCAUCGUUGACGUUGAGGAUUACAAUGACCACCCGCCGGUCUUCCGCCCGCAGUUUUACCAAGCUGAUCCGCUGCUGGAAGAUGUCUUCAUUGGCACUAGAGUUGUUCAGGUUACGGCAUCGGACGAGGACUCUGCCCAGAAUGGCCAGUUCUCAUACAGCUUCGCCAACGGUUCGGACGCGCUGGGGCAGUUUGCCGUGGACGGGGACGGUUGGGUUACGGUGGCCGGUGGCCUGGACCGGGAGUCGACGGCGCAGUACCAACUGGUGGUGCUGGCCGUCGACGGGGGAAGCCCCGCUCUCACCGGGAGCGCCACCAUCCGUUUGACGGUGCAAGACGUCAACGACAACGGGCCAGAGUUUGAGGCGCCGUACGCGCCGAUCGUUUGGGAGAACGCGCCCCCACCCCAGGCCGUGCGGCUGAACGAGACCUCGGCCCUGAUGUACGCCAGAGACAAGGACAGCCCGGCGAACGGCGCCCCCUUCUCCUUCACGCUGUUGACCCACCGCGGCAACUCCAGCGGCUUUGCCUUGACGGAUCACGGCAACGGCACCGCGGGCCUGACGGCGCUCCGUCUGUUCGACAGGGAAGAUCAAAAGGUCUUCUACCUGCCGGUGAAGAUCAGCGACAGCGGUUCCCCGCAGAUGAGUUCCACAAGCACCUUAACCAUCACCAUUGGAGACGUCAAUGAUCAUCCCCACUCAGCUGGCUGCAUGGAAUUUCUGGUCUACAGUUACAAUGGUCGACUUGCUACCACCGAGUUAGGCAGGGUGCGAGCUCCGGAUCUGGAUGACUGGGGUGAUAAAAAGUACAUGUUUAUCGGAUCGCUUCCAAGAUAUUUUGCCCUCAAUGAAGAUUCUGGUUGCCUCAGUAUUAUUGAAGGCACGCCCGCUGGAGUUUAUGGCUUUGAGGUCAAAGUUGCAGACGGCACUUGGCCCGAUGUCAUUUCAUCGGUGAAGGUGGUUGUCACAGAUCUGGAGGAAGAUGCCGUAUACAAUGCGGGUUCCCUCAGACUGAAUGGAAUCACAGCUGAAGAGUUUAUCUCCAAGCCUAUCCAAGCCGAAGAAAGUAAAUACUCCAACUUAAGAAGGAUGUUAGCAGAAAUCAUUCCGGCACAACUGGAUAAUAUUGAUAUUUUCAGUGUUGUCAAUGCCGGGGGUCGUGUUGGAGAAGUAGAUGUCUGGUUUGCGGCUCGAGGGCCUCCAUUCUUCAAGGCGGAGAAGUUGAACGGAAAUGUGGCAGCUUUCAGACCCAAGUUGGAACUCGCCUUAAACGUGAGCAUCUCGCAGGUGGGCGUGGACGAGUGUGCGAACGCUGCCUGCGAGCGGGCGACGGGAUGUACCAGCAGCACCGGCUUCAGCCCAGCUCCCACCGUGCUGGAGGCCGGAGAGGUUGUCCUGGUCUCCAUAACAACCUCCACCACCGCCCGGUGCCUCUGCUCAGCCCGCGAAGGCCGGCGAUACGCCUGCUCUUCCUAUUCCAUUAACCCAUGCCUCAAUGGAGGCACUUGUGUGGAUGUUGAUUGGGGUUACAGGUGUCAGUGCAAUCCGAUGUUUGACGGGCCGGAAUGCCAGCAGACAAGAUACACAUUUAAAGGACAUGGUUACGCGUGGUUUCCUCCAAUCAAGGUUUGCUUUAAGAGUUUGAUUUCCCUGGAAUUCCUCACUGAAACCGCCGAUGGGCUUCUACUCUACAAUGGCCCUCUCUCACACCUCCGCUCUGGAGAACCUGCAGACUUCAUUGCAUUAGAGUUGAGGAAUGGAGUUCCCUCUCUCAGCAUUAAUCACGGGACAGGAUCGCUACAUCUCCAGCUGCCGCCCGGUGUCUUUGUUGCCGACCGGCAUUGGCACAGGUUGGACAUAACGAGCGAUGGAAAGAGAGUGAGUAUGAUCCUUGACCAUUGCAACAAUGCUGUUGUGAAUGAGAAGGAAGGCACAGGCAAAGGCUCAUCAGAAAUGGACCGCAACAUGUGUGAAAUUUCUGGGGAAACACCCGGGGAAGCAAGGUUUUUAAAUGUCCAACAACCUCUUCAGCUGGGCGGAAUUAAGAAGUUCCAACCACAUCUUCAUGACCAGCUGGACUUCAGAGGGUUUGCAGGCUGCGUAAGGAACCUAAACGUCGAUAGCAAGGUGUACGACCUGGCGAAUCCCGCAGAGUUCGUGGACAGUGGCCCCGGCUGCGCGGCGACUGACGAAGUCUGUCACAGUGCCGGCACGUAUUCCUGUGGUGUCCACGGAAAAUGUUUAGGAGAAUGGGGAUCGUUCAGCUGUGACUGCAGACCCGGCUACACCGGAUACAAGUGUGAGAAAGCUCUGCCUGAAUGGUCAUUUGGGAAGGACAGCGUGAUUCAGUACCAGCAGAAAGGGGCUCUGAGUGCCCGCAGGACACAGGUGCAGCUGAUGUUCCGUACCCACAGCGCCAACGCUUCCCUCUUCACCCUCAUGUCCAAGGACACCAGCGAAUACAUCAUACUGGAGAUUGCCAGUGGGUAUUUUGGCAUCCGAGUUAACCUCGGUGAUGAGGAGCAUUCACUGAAGGUUCAAACAUUACGUGUGGAUAGUGGACAGUGGACCCUGGCCAACAUGGAGCGCUACGACAAUGAAUUCACGUUGCGUCUCAACAGUGGGGGAGGAGGCCUGGAGGUGACGUCUCCACUGGGAACCCACCGGGAAAUCCUGACGGACGCUCCCAGCCUGGUUUUGGGAAAGAGCCUACACGAGGUUUCGCCCGGUGACUUUCAAGGCUGCAUGAGUGACGUUCGAUUAAAUGGUCAUCUAUUACCAAUGGAUGGAAGGAAUACAAUGUUAACUGCAACUCUUGAUCGAAGGGGUGUAACAAAUGGCUGCCUUUCAAAUGUCUGCAGCAGCAGACCCUGUUCUACCCCCUUUUAUUGUGUAGAUUUGUGGAGAAAAUAUGAGUGCAGGUGUCCAGCGGGCCAGGUGUCAGUGCGGAGUAAUGAUACUGGUCUGGAGGGCUGUACAAUGUCACCUUGUGGGCCAUGGACAUGUCACAACGGAGGCACAUGCGCCACCCAAACAGCCCAGCAGUUUGCCUGCCGCUGUGCAGAAGGAUACAGAGGGCAGCGUUGUGAGACCAGCAUGGUGACAUUGGGAAUCCCAGCAGGGCUGAACAUCACCUCCAUCUUGUCCAUCAGCAUCUGCCUCAUCCUCUUAAUAGUUCUGGCGAUCGGCGUCAGCGUCUGGGGUGCGUGUGGAAAAGCCAAGUUCCAGAAAGGAGGAGUUUACCACAUUCCUGUCGAGCGAGAGAGCUGGGAGGAUGUACGGGAAAACAUCCUCAACUACGACGAGGAAGGAGGCGGAGAGCAGGACCAGAACGGCUACGACAUCAGUGAACUGAAGAAACCUUUGCGUGCGAGUCUGAGUCAGUCCUCGUCCACAACAAGUGCCGCUCAGGUGAGAGGCUCCACUGAUUCUCCGGAAGAGACGCUGCUCAACAAGAGGACUCACCCAAACGUGAUUUUUUCGGAACCCCUGCAAUCUGGCGGCCCGGACUUCAAGAACUACGUGUCGCAGAUUAUCUGGGACGCAGACCACGACCUGAGGGCCCUUCCGGAGGACACGGUCCACAUUUACUGCUUCGAGGGGCGGGGGUCGCCCGCGGGGAGCCUGAGCACGGUGGGCACGUUGAACGCAGACGAGGACUUGAGCCCCGACUAUCUCAGCAACUGGGGCGCCAAGUUCGACAGACUGAAGGAUUUCUGCGCUCAGAAACAGAACGAUGGCCUGCAGAAAUAGAAAGGGCCCGCAAAAUCGUGUUGAAAAUCCUAAAUGAGAAAUUAUUGGCAAGAUCAUUUAGCGAUCAUCUCGCUCACUUUCCAGAUGUUUGUUUAAAUAAUCAAAGACGUUGAGAAUCAAAACAAACCCGGAAAUUAAUUUUGAUAACUCAUUACUCAUGCCUACCAACUUCCACCCUGUUCUCACCUUCACGGGGUAAAGAUCAAUCAAAAUAUAUAAAUGACAAUGUGAUCCAGUUUGAUAAAAAUGCUGGAGAAACUCAGCGGGUGAGGCAGCAUCUGUGGAGCGAAGGAAAUAGGUGACGUUUCGGGUCGAGAACCUUCUGAUCAAAGAUAAAUGCAGUUUCCCUUUUUAAUUAAAAAAAAAGAAGCACCUUAUUUAUUAUAAACAAAGAUCAUAAUGGACUAUCAAAGAAGGCUAAAAUAGACCAAGAUAAACUGCUAAAUCCAAUGGACUGACGUGGAUUAAAUUGCAAGAGGCAUAAUGGAGGUCAGGGUCUUAUUCCUAAAAUGGCGGAAGUGACGUACCGUUGCGUA
Molecule: messenger RNA, 8140 nt
Organism: Amblyraja radiata (thorny skate)
Lineage: Eukaryota; Metazoa; Chordata; Chondrichthyes; Rajiformes; Rajidae
Product: neural-cadherin
Exons: 32
Coding region: 63-7604 (2513 amino acids)
Biological process (GO): homophilic cell-cell adhesion
Cellular component (GO): plasma membrane
Molecular function (GO): calcium ion binding
Source: RefSeq, a predicted model, not a curated record